Messenger RNA from Plasmopara halstedii, 1155 nucleotides. Its product is annotated as glycoside hydrolase family 17-like protein. The record is from RefSeq and is a predicted model, not a curated record. Bases 1 to 1155 code for a protein of 384 amino acids. The transcript has a single exon. Lineage: Eukaryota; Oomycota; Peronosporomycetes; Peronosporales; Peronosporaceae.
AUGGUCUUUUUGAAAUGUUCUUUUGUCAUUUUCUUCUUGGCUGCAGCUGCAAUUGAAAUGAUUGCUGGUAAAGGUGUGUGCUACGCUCCAUGGCACCACAAAACCGUUGACUUUUCAGUUGUCAAAGCAGACCUGACUGAAAUCAAGCAGUAUUUCUCAAGUUUUCGUACAUUUCAGGCCCAAUUUAGUGGUGUGAAUGUUAUUGAAGCUGCAGGUGCUGCAGGGUUAAAGGUUGCUGUUGGUGUGCAGUUAUCGGAUCCCUCAGCAAUCGAUUCGGAAAUUGCCGCUGUUUGCAAAGGCUACACAAGCAAUCCAGACGCGGUUGAGGCAGUUUACGUUGGCAACGAAAACCUUAAGAAUGGCGGUUUUGGGACAUUUUCGGCUGACCAACUAGUGGCCUACAUCAACAAGAUAAAAUCUUGUGUCGGCAGCGUUCCAGUCGGUUCAGUACAACGCAUCAAUGAGUGGCUUAGUGCCGAAGGAGUUGCGAUGCUUGAAGGAGCUUCGGACAUUAUUGGUGUUAAUAUUUACCCGUUUUUCACAAUUUCUGACCAAACGUCGAUCGAAAAGCUAAAGGCUCAAUGGAAGCAAAUGACGGACAAGUAUGACGUGAACAAACUCCGUUUGACCGAAACAGGUUGGCCGUCUAGCGGAGAGAACUAUCAAAGCAAUACACCGUCAAUUGAGACGAUGCAACAGUUUUUUAACGACUAUAUCAUAUGGUCAACGGGUCUGGGCCAGUCGUAUUGGUUCAUGAUGUACGAUACAACUAUCAGCUACACUGGCGCAGAGUACGAGAAGCACUUUGGUCUGUUUACCUCAAACGGUGAAAAGAAGAUAACAAUCACGAACAAUGGUGACACGGUGCAGACUAAUGUGACGACUACACCUGAAAUAUCGACGACUAAACCAUCUGUGUCUACAACUACGAAUGAUACAAGUGCGAGUAUUACUGCUGGAACUCCAGCUUCAACACAGAUAUCCACUCCCGUCGAUGACACCCCUACAUCUCCACCACCAACAGUCCCAUCUACCACUGAUACCUCAAUAUCGACUAAUGGAACUGAGAUUCCUUCGGAGAGUGUGACGCAAAAUGAAGCUGACUCAUUGGUAAGUAGAACAGCAACCAAGUGUAAUGUGGCUUUGCGUAAAUAG